This is a messenger RNA of [Candida] anglica, 2853 nucleotides long. The record is from the annotation of a GenBank genome assembly. Lineage: Eukaryota; Fungi; Ascomycota; Pichiomycetes; Serinales; Debaryomycetaceae.
AGCGUAAAGUAGCAUUAAAUUUAUUUAUAAGGGUAGACGUGGUUCUGUCUAUAGUAUCUGAACCAUGACAAACCUCACACAAGUCAAGGACGUUGUGACGGGUAGAGCUAGUAGAGUGAGCCCACCCUUGUCUGGAGAAUAUAGACGGCAGUUAACUAAGAGCUCCGGGGCCUCCGCCUUGGAACCAGUAGACGCCAAUGAAGACAAGAAAAAUAUCUUGGACUGUGAAUAUCUUGAAACAGAUCAUGAGGGCCAUUUUAUCGACAAACUGGGCCGGAAAGUGACCCUCAAGGGGAUUAAUGUGGACUCGGGGAUGAAACUCCCCACAAAUCCUUCAAUGCCGUCAUACAAGGGAAACAGUUCUGAUCCCAAUAAUUACUUUUUCGAUGGAGAAAAUGUCACGUUUGUAGGUAGACCAUUCCCCUUGGAAGAAGCCGAGCUGCACUUCCAGAGAAUCAAGUCCUGGGGUUACAAUACCGUGCGGUAUCUUCUUACCUGGGAAGCUAUAGAACAUUCUGGUCCUGAACAAUACGAUGAAGAGUUUAUCGAUUAUACUAUAAAAAUGUUAACGAUCUUGCACAAUGUCGGUGGGUUGUAUGUGUUCUUGGAGGUCCAUCAAGAUGUAUGGUCACGGUAUCUGGGUGGUAGUGGUGCUCCUAUGUGGACAUUCUAUGCUGCUGGCUUGCAGCCAAGACGGUUUGCUGCCACCGAAGCAGCAAUCUUGCACAAUGAGGCUAGAUUCCAAGAUAAGCAUAAUCCAGAACAAUAUCAAAAGAUGUUGUGGACUUCAAAUUAUAAACGAUUGGCAUCGUUGGUAAUGUUUACUCUCUUUUUCGCAGGUGAUACUUAUUUCCCUCGAUACAAGAUUAAUGGCGUAAACAUUCAACAUUACUUGCAAGAUAGAUUCUAUCUGUCUAUGAAACAUUGUUGGGAACGUGUUGUGAAGGGAGUCCCAUCAGAAAUGAUCACCAGUGGAACCCUUCUUGGAUUCGAACUGAUGAACGAACCAAACUGUGGGUUGGUGGGACAUGACCAUUUGGGUAGGAUUCCAGCUGCUCAACAGCUUAGAGUGGGGACCACCCCUACCGUGUACCAGACUUUCAGACUUGGAAUGGGGUUACCGUGCGAUGUAGAUCUGUAUAGAAUUACUAUAUCCGGUCCACAACGGUAUGCAUCCAAAGUCGUUGAUCCCCAGGGUGCCAGAGCUUGGAUGAAUGUUGAAGAAGCGGCAGAGAUCGAUGCAAAGUAUGGAUGGAAACGUUCCAAAUCUUGGGAAAUCGGUACAUGUCUCUUUGCUCAAGCAAAAAUUUGGACUUUUAAACAAGUUGAUUUUGAAAAAUUACCAAAUUUGACAGUUGACGAGAGACUUUUCGUUAGUAGUCGAAACUGUGAGCUUCUUCUCCCCAACUACUUUAACCAGGUAUACCAGAAACAAAAUUUCAAGGACCCUCCAUCUGAUGGCAGGGUUACUAUGGACUACUUUGUCAACCAUCACUUUGUUGACUUCUAUCUUAGACAUAAACAAGUUGUACGUGAAGUACUCCCUAAUGCAUUUGUACUUAUCCAACCUCCAGUUUUGGAAGUCCCACCUAAUUUGAAGGGAGAUCCUCGUGAAGUUAUUGACAAUCGUACAAUUUAUUGUCCACAUUAUUAUGACGGUAUGUCACUUAUGUUCAAGACAUGGAACACUAAAUACAACGUCGAUACAUUGGGAAUUAUGCGUGGCAAAUACCUUAAUCCAAUCCUCGGUAUUGUAUUUGGAGAACGGGCAAUUCGUAACUGUCUCACCAAGCAACUCUUGGAAAUCAAACGCGAAAGUAGUGAGAUGUUGGGAUCCAGGGUACCUGUCCUCAUGUCGGAAACUGGAAUGCCGUAUGAUAUGGAUGAAAAAAAGGCCUACACAACGGGUAAAUACACGUCACAAACUGGAGCGUUGGAUGCAUUGAGUUAUGCCUUGGAAGGACUGCAAUUGAACCAUACCUAUUGGUGCUACAAUAGUGACAAUUGUCACCAAUGGGGAGAUCGUUGGAAUAAUGAAGAUUUCUCUUUCUGGUCUCCGGAAGACCGAAAUGAAGAGGCUGUACAAUGGACCCAAUCUCACAAAAAGGGUGUUCUGCUUAGUAAGUUGAAAGCACAGGUAAAAUCUACUGUAAGAAGUGGAGAGCCUACAAAGUCCAGUACGCCUUCGCUGGGAGAAUCAUAUGAUUCAAAAGCUGAUGAGGAAGAUUCUGAUCAAACUUCAUUACAAUUAUCCUCGUUAAUUUCUUGUAAACCUUCAAAUGUUCAAUACAGACAUAACCAAAAAUGCUACCCAUCACCAGAUGGAGUCCGUGCCGUGAGUGCGGUGGUUAGACCAUUCCUUCUUGCCUCUGCUGGAUCGAUUAAAUCAUCUUUAUUUGACUUGAAAAAUGUCACAUUUUCAUUAACCAUUGCAUUUGAUGAUGUUGAAUCAAAGGAAACCCCAACGAUUAUAUUUGUCCCCAAAUGGCAUUAUCCUUAUUUGGAUUCAGGUGACUUGUGUGUGACGUCUGGUUACGUCAAAUACAACGAACGAUUGGAAUAUAUUGAAUGGCACCACGAUGACGGGUCCUCCGAAACCGCAUCAUUGGUUGCUGGUGAGGAAACACUUACAAUCAAGAACAAUAGUGGCUCGUUGGAAGAUUCCCAUGAAGAUCGUGGAUUGUUCCCCUGUGCUGGUGAGCUCAGCUGUCCAAUAUCAUAAAACAUUGGAACUCCUUGUUUCAAAAAAAAAAAUACUCUACGAACAGUUUGGUUUUUACUUUUGUUUUCUAAUACUUUCUUCUUUGAAUUAUGUUUAUUCUUCUAUUUAUACUUGCAUUAUCACGUACCCAA